AUUGCAAUCGCAAUCCCCUUUCAAUGAGUUUACGUGCUCCCUGUUCAAAGAGGUACCAAAUUGUACCAAAUGUAUAAUAAUCGUUAGGUUAAAGUGACAGACGAAUAAGACAAUUGGAAACAGUAGCUUAUUCAAUUGCAAUUUGAGAAGAUUUUAGCGAUAAGCGAAAUCAGAAUUAACGUUCGGUUAAGCUCCUGUGAAGUUUGGAAUAAGUUGAAUUAUUGCAAAAUAUCAGAGUUAAAUGGUAAAGAUGACACCUAUAGAUGAAGGGAAAUUAAGACAAAGUUUGUCAAAGUAUCAAAAUCCUGAUACCACCAAAAAGCAUGUUAUGAACGUUCUCAAUCUUUACAAAGGUUUACUAUACAAAGUAGAACCAUUUGUAUUUAAUGAUGGAUCACGCAAAGAGUUGUUCAACUUGCAAGGAACAAUUCCUGUUUCAUAUAAAGGUACUUAUUACAAUAUUCCUAUAUGCAUAUGGUUGAUGGACACACAUCCGAAUAAUGCACCAAUGUGUUACGUCAAGCCUACUUCGGAAAUGAAUAUUAAAGUCAGUAUGUUCGUCGAUCAUAAUGGGAAGAUUUACUUGCCAUAUCUUCAUGAUUGGUUACCUCAUUCAUCGGAUUUACUUAGCCUGAUUCAAAUAAUGAUUGUGACGUUUGGAGAUCAACCACCUGUUUAUGCUAAGCCACGUCACUAUGAAAAUACUCAAACAAGCUCUACUCCUUAUCCUGUACAACCUUUUAUGCCUGUACCUGGGAGUGGAACUCACAUGUCGGGUUCCAAUUUUCCACCAUACCCAACGAACUCACAAUAUACAAGUGGAAGCAAUGUAUAUCCACCAUACAUGUCUACAACAUCUUCUGGAUUCCCAUAUCCAGGCUCAUAUGGUUCUUACGGAGGAGGUGCUUCAAGUUAUCCACCACAAAGUUGUUCUGGUUCGUUUCCAUACCCUCCGUCAACUCAAUCGUCUCCAACGGUGCCAGCUACCGCAGGUGCAUCGGGUACGAUCACAGAGGAGCAUAUCAGAGCAUCAUUGUUGUCAGCGGUGGAGGAUAAAUUAAGAAGGAGACUGAAGGAACAAUUCUCACAGUUGCUAGCCGAAUUAGAGACAUUGCGUCGAACGCAACAGGAACUCACAACCGGAUCCACUCAUCUUAACGAUCUAUUCGAUAGAUUAAAGAGAGAGAAAGCUGAACUCGAAAAAAAUAUAACGAUACUUCAAGAUAAGGAAGCCGAAUUGGAAAAAGAAAUUGCAAAACUCUCUGAUAAUCAGUCGAUAGAUGUCGACGAAGCUGUUACUACUAUUGCACCGCUUUACAAACAGAUGCUGAACGCGUUCGCGGAAGAGGCAGCUACGGAGGAUGCGAUAUAUUAUCUGGGCGAAGCGUUGCGUUGCAGUAUCAUAGAUUUAGACACGUUUUUGAAACAAGUGCGGCAACUUUCACGCAGACAAUUCAUGCUCAGAGCUCUCAUGCAACGUUGUCGCCAGAAAGCGGGAUUGGCCGGUUAAAUAUUGUAUUGGAUCCUUACAAAGUUGCGCCAUUUAAUAUUUUAUUUUAUUACAAAUACUUUACGCGAAACAAACUAUAUAAAUCCCGCGAUGAUCGAGGGGUAAGAAUAUAUUAUAGACAAGAGGUAUCUUCUUCGUGAAAGCGAUUUUCUUGUGAAUUGAAUAUUGUAUAUUAUACAGUGAUGUAUUUUUGUUUCAUGUUACACAGAUUUUGUUCAAAACGCUGGUCUUGAACGUGAAGCUUUUAUACAUAAAACGAAACAAGAAUGGAAAAAUAAAUAAAAUAUAUAUGUAUACAUAAACAAACCAAUGGAGAUUUAAGGAAUAAUAUUAAGAAUAAAUAUCUUUGUUUUAUGCAA
Molecule: messenger RNA, 1869 nt
Organism: Ceratina calcarata
Lineage: Eukaryota; Metazoa; Arthropoda; Insecta; Hymenoptera; Apidae
Gene: TSG101
Product: tumor susceptibility gene 101
Exons: 9
Coding region: 242-1510 (422 amino acids)
Biological process (GO): protein transport; endosome to lysosome transport; protein modification process
Cellular component (GO): ESCRT I complex
Molecular function (GO): ubiquitin binding
Source: RefSeq, a predicted model, not a curated record